UUUACGUAUUAUACCACCUUUCCACUGGGCUCCACUUUGCGUUGAAAGCAACAAGUAUUGUCAGCUUGGAACAACCGCUUGUCCUUUAUAGCUUUAGACCCCACAAAGAGGAAAAAGGGGGGAGAGGAAAUGCCAAAGCAACAUUAGCUGCUGUUGAGUGGACCGCGGCCGAACUGCGAUGAUCGUGUCCAACGUGAGCCUGAGCGGCUGCGCGGAGGUCAGCAGCGCUCUGUGCGCCGGAGCCGCGGAGGGAGGACAGCUGGGGAGCGGCUCGCACCGGCACACGCUCACCCCGACAGGACACCUGAUCGUGGCCGUUUCCCUGGGCACGAUCGGAGCACUGGGACUGGUGAACAACCUGCUGGUGCUCGUGCUUUUCUGCCGCUACAAGAUGCUGCGCUCCCCCAUCAACCUGCUGCUGAUGAACAUUUCCAUCAGCGACCUGCUGGUGUGCGUAUUGGGCACUCCGUUCAGCUUCGCGGCCAGCACGCAGGGACGGUGGCUCAUUGGAAAAGCGGGGUGCGUUUGGUACGGCUUCGCCAACUCCCUGUUUGGUAUCGUGUCCCUCAUCUCCCUGGCUGUCCUCUCUUAUGAGCGCUACACCACCAUGGUGGUCCCUGCUGAGGCGGACCCCUCCAACUACCGUAAGAUCUGCCUUGGCAUCAUCCUUUCCUGGGUGUACUCCCUCAUCUGGACCAUGCCACCACUCUUAGGUUGGAGUCACUAUGGUCCCGAAGGUCCCGGGACCACAUGCUCUGUAAACUGGAUGGCCAGGACAGCGAAUAACAUCUCAUACAUCAUCUGCCUCUUUGUCUUCUGCCUCAUUAUUCCAUUCCUGGUGAUCGUGUUCUGCUAUGGGAAGCUGCUGUGCGCCAUCAGGCAGGUAAGUCAAUGGGGAAAUGGGGAUGACAUCCAUUAA
This is a messenger RNA of Solea senegalensis (Senegalese sole), 919 nucleotides long. RefSeq names its product opsin-3-like. Bases 179 to 919 code for a protein of 246 amino acids. Gene Ontology annotation, cellular component: photoreceptor outer segment; membrane. The record is from RefSeq and is a predicted model, not a curated record. NCBI's taxonomy places the organism in Eukaryota, Metazoa, Chordata, Actinopteri, Pleuronectiformes, Soleidae. The transcript has 2 exons. Gene Ontology annotation, biological process: G protein-coupled receptor signaling pathway; visual perception. Gene Ontology annotation, molecular function: G protein-coupled receptor activity.